AAGAUAUACUUUUAUAUUUAAUUUUGUUUUUAUUUUUAGGAAACUUAAAAAGGGACCUUUCUUGAUUUUGUAUUAUUUGCCAUCAUAAAUUUGUAUUAUUUGCCAUGGUGUGUAAAAAUCUGUAUUAUGUCUGAGGUAGCAAAGGAUCGUCUACUUGCUAUUGGCACUCGUUUUGCAUCUUAUGAACAUCAGAAUGCAACUAAACUUUCGGAAGUAGAUUCCAAGUACAGAGACCAGGCGGCACAAAAUACACAAACUGCUAAAAUGUCUUUUUGGAAGAAAAACUCUGGAAAAGUUCCUGGGAGGCCUGUAUAUGGAGCACAGCAUCCACCAUUACAUGCAGCCGAUGCACACCUGGCGACUUAUAUCAAAGGUUCGCGAAACAAUAGACAAAAAUCUGGAACAUCAUUUCAAGAAUUUGAAGGAUCCACAUUGGAUGCAUGGGAUGAAGACGAGGAUGAACCAUUAAAAGUUCUUGAAGCUGUUAGCUCAUCUCCACCAAACGACACUACCUCUGGCUUGGAAGUUCGUCAGAAAAUUGGCAAAGAUGACAUUAAUCGGCCAUCCAUGGAUAGACUAUCAUCCACUGAGGAAAUUAAUCGACACCCACAGCCUGCACCAGGUGAAAAACUAGAAGGGAAGACAAGUAAAGCAGCAAGUUUAAAAAACGCUAUGGUGAAUAAGUUAUCAGAAAAACUUGCAAAGGUAAAUCGCAGCAAACCAUCAUCUCCUACUAUACCAAAUGAGCCUGAAGACUUUUUGGCCCCACCUUUACCUCAUUCUCCCAUUCGUCAAGUUCCUGCAGAUUUUCAAGAUCAAGAAAAUGCUCGGCUGGAAAAGUUUGGAAAGUUGCUUUCCGGUCCUACAACAGAUUUAGACCAACUUCGUAAGCUAAGUUGGAAUGGAAUACCAAAAGAAUUGCGUGGAACAGCCUGGAGAUUGUUGUCUGGUUAUCUACCACCCAGCAUAGAUAGGCGACAAGCAACUUUAGAACGUAAACAAACUGAAUACCACAACUUCGUGCAGCAAUACUACCCAACACGUCAUGACCCUUUGCAUCAAGAAACGUACAGACAGAUUCACAUUGACAUUCCUAGAACUAACCCUCUCAUUCCAAUCUUUCAACAAGAAGUAGUGCAAGAGCUCUUCGAAAGGAUACUCUAUAUAUGGGCGAUUCGGCAUCCUGCAAGUGGAUAUGUGCAAGGAAUAAACGACCUUGUUGUUCCGUUUUUUGUCGUUUUCUUAUCUGAACACGUUGAUAAAGAAGUUGAGACGUAUAAUAUCAACAAUGUAUCUAAGGAUAAGCUAGAUAUGGUUGAAGCAGAUACGUAUUGGUGUGUGUCAAAAUUGCUAGAUGGUAUCCAGGAUAAUUACACGUUUGCGCAACCAGGCAUCCAAACGAAAGUGAACACAUUAAAAAACCUGAUAAGUCGGAUUGAUGAUCCGCUAAAUCAGCAUAUUUUGAGCCAUGGAAUCGAUUAUUUGCAGUUUACAUUUCGCUGGAUGAACAAUUUGCUGAUGCGCGAGUUACCGUUGCGAGCUUCUAUACGAUUAUGGGAUACCUAUUGGUCGGAACCUGAUGGUUUUGCGAUGUUUCAUCUCUACGUGUGCGCUGCACUUUUAACUCUCUUCUCAAAGGAAAUUAUGAGCAAAGUAGAAUUUCAGAGUUUAAUGGUAUUUCUUCAAAACCUUCCAUGCAAAGAUUGGCAGGAUGAUGAUAUUUCUUGCUUACUAGCGGAAGCCUACAGACUGAAAUUUGUUUUUGCAGACGCGCCGAAGCAUUUAGGGAAGAAAUGAUUCUACCUUGAUUGACCAUUUUUUUAAUAUCAUGGGAUGUGAGAAAUGAUGAAUGCCUACUAGAGGCAUUCAUAAAAACGACAUUUUAUACACAAAAUCUGUAAAAAUAUAUUUGUACAGGUGACAGGUUGUUGUCCGCAUUUCCCACUACUUACGCUAAGAGGCGGAAUGAGUGCACAUUGUUUUUUAUGUGGAUUAGACAUAGCUGUUCACAAAUGUUGCCAAGGUGAAAAGUAGAUUGGUACCAUUUAAAACCCAAUGAGAGAGCGCGUAAAUUAAACAUGGAUAUCUUGAUGAUAUUUUAUUUUACUUAAUUGGUAACAGACUAAGAUUAGAGUUUCUAUGUGGGUAAGCAAAAUUGGGAUUAAAAACUGGCCUAUUCUCCAGUGAUCUAAUCUUCGUCAGGGAUUUCAUCUUCUAAAGCGAGACCGUCACAGGGAGGAAGGUAAAGUAAUCUUUUGUCUUUUUAAAGGACUGAAUCGCAAAUCAUAUUUUAAGUCUAGUAACUGAUACUUAUAAUAUUCAUACUAAUUAGUACGCAUGCGUUUAUGCUUUUCAAUAUAGGCAAAAUAUUUCCACCGAGCGAUCCUGGUAGUUUUAUAGUAAAUAUAUAGGUUGUUUAUUAAUAUUAUUAUUAUUUUUACGAAUACUUUGUAUAUUUCUGAAUCUAGCUAAAUAUUUUGGUGAGGUGGUUAAA
Messenger RNA from Hydractinia symbiolongicarpus, 2494 nucleotides. Its product is annotated as TBC1 domain family member 22B-like. The record is from RefSeq and is a predicted model, not a curated record. Gene Ontology annotation, biological process: activation of GTPase activity. The transcript is spliced from 13 exons. Bases 127 to 1797 code for a protein of 556 amino acids. NCBI's taxonomy places the organism in Eukaryota, Metazoa, Cnidaria, Hydrozoa, Anthoathecata, Hydractiniidae. Gene Ontology annotation, molecular function: GTPase activator activity.